AUGACUUGCUUCAAUUCCAAGAUCACUCCAAAAAAUGGCAUGGACACAUCAGGGCUCGAGCCCUCAAAGCUCGGUACGAAAGAACAGUUCGGCAAAAAGGCGACGAAUGAAAUGGUCAAGUGGGUUAAUCAACACGCCCCUCCACGUCCUGAUGUGUCAGUCCUUAAAGUUGGAAGCGGGAACGGUGCACUAUUAUUCGCGCUUGUGGAGGGGCGUGUUAUCCAGCACAUCGACUCCCGGGAUAGUGAGGGAGCCGUUCAGCUCGUUCAAGAGGUGGCGCACUCUCGAAAUCUUACGGCCAUUACGUUUAGAGUGUGCGAUUUCCUGCAUGAGGAGUCAGGACCCACCAUUGCUCGCAGAUUCAGAAAGUUAACCAGAAUGGAGCUUGGGAUCGUAUCCUUGAUAAAGGCACAUACGAUGCCAUCGCGCUGA
Molecule: messenger RNA, 432 nt
Organism: Suillus subalutaceus
Lineage: Eukaryota; Fungi; Basidiomycota; Agaricomycetes; Boletales; Suillaceae
Exons: 2
Coding region: 1-432 (143 amino acids)
Biological process (GO): peptidyl-lysine dimethylation; peptidyl-lysine monomethylation
Cellular component (GO): cytoplasm
Molecular function (GO): protein-lysine N-methyltransferase activity
Source: RefSeq, a predicted model, not a curated record